Molecule: messenger RNA, 569 nt
Organism: Mangifera indica (mango)
Lineage: Eukaryota; Viridiplantae; Streptophyta; Magnoliopsida; Sapindales; Anacardiaceae
Exons: 3
Coding region: 81-362 (93 amino acids)
Source: RefSeq, a predicted model, not a curated record
GCGCGGCAACCCUAGGCCAAAGAAUUUAUAGGGCUGAGCCUGAAUCACCAAACAGCAGCCACAUUCAGAGUCUGAAAGUGAUGACGCAGAAAGGGAACCUAUUCAAAGGCAAACAAAACAAGAAGGUAAUGCCUCCCAACCGCCAUGGAAAAUCCGUUCAUAUUCGCAAAGGGAAGAGAGUUGUGAAGCCUUCAAAGAUUACAAAAGACAUGGAUACUGAUAGGGAACUGACCAAAUUCAUAAAUCACUGCAACGAGAUGAAGGCAGCUACUCUUGCGAACAAGGAAGGUGGCCAACUAGGUAUCGUUAAAACAUCUACUGGGUCUACUGGAAACAAGAAGGAUGAAAAAUUAGACUCCUAAUAAGCUUAGUUAUAAAACUUUCCGGGAAAUACAAACUAAACCCAGUUCCUGUUGUAACGUGUUCUUAAUCCUUGUGUUUAUUUUUCUCACUUACUAUUAUUAUUAUUUUUUUGGACUCAUCUGUGAAGCUUAGAAUCUUGUUGCUUUGACUUGGUUGGUAACCGAAGUUUUAAAGUUGAGAUAAUAUAUAUAACAGAUUGAACAGAA